This is a messenger RNA of Bipolaris victoriae FI3, 696 nucleotides long. RefSeq lists its product as hypothetical. NCBI's taxonomy places the organism in Eukaryota, Fungi, Ascomycota, Dothideomycetes, Pleosporales, Pleosporaceae. The transcript has 6 exons. Bases 1 to 696 code for a protein of 231 amino acids. Gene Ontology annotation, cellular component: plasma membrane. The record is from RefSeq and is a predicted model, not a curated record. Gene Ontology annotation, molecular function: acetate transmembrane transporter activity.
AUGGCUAACUCUUCGGCAACCGACUUGAAAAGCUCAGGACAUACUGAUAUCGAAAGGCAGGUCACCUACGAGGCACCUGUCGUAUCAGCUCCCGCCCGGAAGACACUGGGUUCUGGAACGGCACUUCCAAUCGGGGUGUUUGCGACGACUCUGACGGCACUUUCAUUUAGUUUAAUGGAAUGGCGAGGAGUUACCACGAACAAUAUCUUCAUAGGCCUGGUGAUUACUGCACAGUGGGAGCUCUCCGUAGGCAAUGGCUUCGGAUAUACAGUAUUUAGUGCCUUUGGACUGUUCUACGCCGGUUACGGUGCGAUCCUGACUCCAUCCUUUGGGAUUGUGGCGGCAUAUGGAGAUAACGUAAAAGAACUCAAUAAUGCUCUCGGAUUCUUCAUGAUCAUGUGGACGGUUUUUGCGUUGGUGUUCCUGGUAGCAUCAUUGUCGACAAACUUGGUAUACAUCAUCAUCUUCUUUACUGUGGAGCUGGGGUUCCUCUUGAUCGCUGCAUCCUAUUUCGCUGUGGCAGAUGGGCAUGCCGGUGCCUCAGUUGCUCUCAAGAAGGGUGGUGGGGCUUUCUGCUUUCUGUCCGGGUUGGCCGGAUGGUACCUGGAGUUCGCCCUGUUGCUAAAGGACUCGAUUGUUGAGCUACCACUUGGAGACACUUCAAGGUUCUUCGCGAAGAGCAGGAAGACGGAGUAG